Molecule: messenger RNA, 2091 nt
Organism: Carassius gibelio (silver crucian carp)
Lineage: Eukaryota; Metazoa; Chordata; Actinopteri; Cypriniformes; Cyprinidae
Product: oocyte zinc finger protein XlCOF6.1
Exons: 3
Coding region: 50-1279 (409 amino acids)
Biological process (GO): regulation of transcription by RNA polymerase II
Molecular function (GO): RNA polymerase II cis-regulatory region sequence-specific DNA binding; DNA-binding transcription factor activity, RNA polymerase II-specific
Source: RefSeq, a predicted model, not a curated record
CGCGCUCCUGCUCUGUUUUGGUUCGGCUGAAGAGAGCUCCUGUGAAGCGAUGGCGUUUAUUAAAGAGGAGGGUGAAGAUGUGAAGAUUGAAGAAGCUUUCAGAGUCAAACAUGAAGAGACUGAGACACAGACAAAGAUCGAGUUUAUUAAAGAGGAGAGUGAAGACACAUCCAGAGUCAAACAUGAAGAGACUGAGACACAAACAGACUGGAUGUCAUGCAAAGAGGAGAGUCAAGAACAGAAUGAAAUGGAAGACAGAGAUCAGUAUGAGAAACAUCAUGGCUCCACUGGAGAAACCGCCAAUUUAAGUUGCUCACAGACUAAGAAGACUUCUACACGAAAAAGAGCACAAAAGACAAGAGCUAUACGUCAUUUCACCUGCCAACAGUGUGGAAAGAUUUUCAAUGUAAAAAGAAACCUUGAAGUUCAUACUAGAAUUCACACUGGAGAAAGGCCUUACAGCUGCCAACAAUGUGGGAAAUGUUUCAUUAAAAAGGGAUCCCUUAAAGACCACAUGAGAACUCACACCGGAGAGAAACCUUACACAUGCCCUCAAUGUGGAGUAAGUUUUGCUCUAAAAGGAAUCCUUGAAAGGCACUUCAGAAUUCACACCGGAGAGAAGCCUUACACCUGUCCUCAAUGUGGAAAGAGUUUCAUUCGAAAAGGAAGUCUUAAAGGCCACAUGAGAAUUCAUACUGGAGAGCAGCCUUACACGUGUCCUCAGUGUGGAAAGAGUUUCACACAUAGACAAGCUCUUAAUGCACACAUAAAAAUUCACAUAGGAGAGAAGCCUUACGUAUGUGAUGAGUGUGGAAAGAGUUUCUAUCAACCAGGAGACCUCAAAUUACACAUGAGGAUUCACACUGGAGAGAAUCCUUUCACCUGUCAACAAUGUGGAAAGAGUUUUACUAGAAAAGCAAACCUUGAGAUCCACUUGAGAAUUCACACUGGAGAAAAGCCAUUCAUAUGCCCUCAGUGUGGAAGGAGUUUCUAUCAACCAGCAAACCUUAGAGUCCACAUGAGAAUUCACACUGGAGAGAAACAUUUUACCUGCCAACAGUGUGGAAAGAGUUUCACUCAGAAUGGAAACCUCAAAGCCCACAUGAGGAUUCACUUAAGACAGAACAGUUUUAUAUGUCAUGAGUGUGGAGUGAGUUUCACGGACAGGAACGAAUUUAAGAAUCAUGUAACAACUCACACUGCAGAGAAAUUGAGAAUUCAGAGUGAAAUGAACACUUUAACAUGUUUCCCUAAGGUUUCAGAUCUAAAGAAAACUUAACAAUCACAUGUGCCAUCACAUGCCAUUAACUUAUUUUAAAGUGUUGAUCACCCAAAAAUAGUUAACCCUCAAGUUGUUCCAAACCUGUAUGAGUUAAAUUUUUAAGGCUAGAAUACAUUACACGGUUGUUAAAAUCUGAAUAGAUUUUACAAACAGCUGGGCAUUAUACACUCACCUAUAACUUUGUAAAUAGUCAAUGAGAAAAACGUACACUAAACAGAUCACACACUAACAGAGUGUAAAGUUCUGAUCACAACAAACUCGGAAACGUGCCUUGUUCCUCAUAGAUGCGUGACAAAUGAAAACGUUAUUUGUUCUAAAAUUGGCUUAAAAUAUCAAACGUUUUUAAUCUCUGAUGACUGGAUUUGAUUUACUUAGAAAUUUGCAAACUGGCUUCGACUUUCAAAACGUGGCAAAAAUCGUAUUGUAUUUCAGUCUUCAGAUUUACUGCCCCCUGAUUAUCAGUAUGAUGUCUGAGGAGUUACAUUUGGGGUUUCGAUGCUGAUUUGGAUCAUAAAGACUGGCAUGCUUUGAAAUGCUCCACAGAUUCUCAGCAGUAAGAGAGUGUUGAGUUGCCGUAGUUCAGUUCAUCCAUUUAUCAAUCUUUUGAAUUUGUAGGGCUGGGAAUCGAUUCCUUAUUCAGAGUAUUUUUCAGUUCAACAAAGCUUAUCUAUGGGAGUCUCUCUAACGGAAGACUACAUCCGACAAAGGCUGCACAUAUUUAAAUUCACGAAAAUAAACAGAAAGAAAACAAGCCGGCACUGAUCAUUUGAAUUUUAGUACCACAAUUAACCUAAGCCAUAAUUACAACA